AUGUCCACCAAACCCGACCUAACUGCCCUUGUCGAGCUGACCACGACGACGCAAGCCCUGUUAACACAAUUUCUCUCGACCCUCUCACCUCCCAGUGCUGGCAGUAGCGCUCCCAGCCCCACCGACCAGCAGCCCAACAUCGACGCGCUCUCGCUGCUCAAAGAUGCCUCCUCGCUGCUAAAAGCACACACAACGAAGCUCUCGCUCCUCCUCCUCAACAAGCCCUUCACCGCCACCGCCAUCACACGUGUCCUGCGCGAAAUCACCAACACUGUGAUCCCGGCGAUGAUGAGCGGGCACCAGAUCGUCGCGGUGCGGAGCAGCGCGCACACGGCGCCGCGGAUCGUCGAGGCCGAGGUUCGCGGCCGCGUGCGUCGAGUCGUCAGCGCCGUACAGGAGGAAGUCGCGGAGACGCGCGCCAUGGCCGAGGAGGAGCUACAGCGGGAGGGUACCGGCGCUCAGAAGCCUAAGCGCGAUGCGUUGGCGAGUACGGGGCUCGUGUGGGAGGCGUGCGAUGCGCUGGCUGAGUUGCAGAGUAUGGGCGUGGUGGGACUUGUAGUGAAGAAGGCAGAGCAGUGGCGCGCGACGCUGCUGGAUGCGGUGGAGGAGUUGAAGGAGUGGAGUGAAGAGGAGGGCGAGGACGAUGAUGAGGAGGACGCUGGUGUGGGCAGUGAUGACGAGGACAGCAUGGACGAAAUGUUUGGUGGUGGCAGUGACAAGAAGCUGCCGAAGGACGAUAAGGAGCUACGGGAACAGUUGGAGAAGGUGCUGAAGAAGGUCAAGACGGUCGCGGUGCUCUACCAAGCGCUCGUCAAGCGGAGGCUAAAGGCCUAUUCUGUGAGCGCAGCUUCUGAGGACAAGAGCCAGACUGAGAAGCUCGAUCAGCUACUCGACAUUCUCAGCAGUAUACCGGACCAAAUUGACGAGGUUGCGAGUGCCUUCUACGAUCUGGACGGCGAGGAGGCCAAGAAGGUCUUUGCAGACUGCUGCGGAAAUGCGCGGAAGGCUGCCGACCUGGUCAAACAAAACUGGGAAGGCAAGGACGACGAGUUCACGGCAUGGUCCGCAAAGUUUGUCGAAGCGAUGUCCACUUAAAGCUGGUCAAACAUGCAGAAUGCCGCCGUUAAGAGCAGAAAACCCCAAACAGAGAUCACUAUCCGCAUACAGAACGCCGAAUGCCGAAAUUCUCCGUGGGGUGUAUCCAUUGCUUGUUCAUUAAGCCCAUCUCCAUAUACCGUCUCAUGCACAACCCCCGUUCCAUCUCCGUGAGCUUCUACAAAGCUGCCAUGCCCAGCAAAAGUAG
Aplosporella prunicola CBS 121167 is the source of this 1303-nucleotide messenger RNA. RefSeq lists its product as uncharacterized. The transcript has a single exon. The record is from RefSeq and is a predicted model, not a curated record. NCBI's taxonomy places the organism in Eukaryota, Fungi, Ascomycota, Dothideomycetes, Botryosphaeriales, Aplosporellaceae. Gene Ontology annotation, biological process: regulation of cell cycle. The coding region runs from base 1 to 1095 and encodes 364 amino acids. Gene Ontology annotation, cellular component: nucleus.